AUGGGACCAAAACAGGCGAUAGCGCACAUCUCAAAGGUGCACAUCUCAAAGGUGCUGCUCCUUUCAUAUGUUGUGGAUUGGGUCUUCAUCGUUGGUGUCGCCUUGAUCGGCUACGGAUUUUACAAAGAGAGCCCGAAUCAACACCCCUUCUCUCUAUCGGAUCCUACCAUUUCGUAUCCAUACGACAAGAAAGAGACCGUGAGCACGAAAACCCUGAUCCUGGUAUCGCUCUUGGCCCCCGCCGCCAUUAUCCUGAUCGGCGCAUGGACAAUCGUCCCCGGAACCGCUGCCCCGGCGGGCAUCAAGCCUUCUACCGCGCAGGUCCUGCGUCGCAACGUCUGGAUGUCCACCCAAGGUCUGAAGGUCUUGGUCGGAAAGCCGCGGCCCGACCUGCUGGAUCGCUGUAAACCAGACUUGUCGAAAAUCACAGAUUACAUGGUCGGCGGCCUGGGAACGCACAUCCAGGAUGCCCCUAUUUUAGUGACGUGGGGUAUUUGCCAGGUCAAGACCAACCUCGUCAAAAUCGAUGGCUUUUCCAGUUUCCCGAGCGGACAUGCAUCUUUCUCGUUCGCCGGUCUCGGAUACUUGACCUUGUGGUUCGCCGCCAAGCUCUCUAUCGGAUUCCCUUAUCUUUCAGUGUAUCCAGUCAAAAAUGAGACGCACACUGAUGAUCAACAGUCUGCACGAAAGCGAGGUGCCGCCCCUCCAGUUCUGCUGAUGGUUCUGGCGUUCGUACCUACCGCGACCGCGUGUUUUAUCGCUGCGUCUCGAUGGGCGAAUUGCCGUCACCAUGGCUUUGACGUCCUGUUCGGAUCUGCCAUGGGCAUUUUCUUUGCCUUCAUCGGCUUCCGUAUGUAUCAUCUCCCCAUCCAGCGUGGAGCAGGUUGGGCAUGGGGUCCACGCAGCCCCCACAGAGCCUUCAUCCGAGGACUGGGGUUCCCAAGCUCCCUAGGGACAGACAGCUGGACAUAUUCGAGUAAAGGGGGUGACCAAGAUUCCUGUGUCUACCGCGAAGACAAUGCAAUAGAAAAUGGGGCCAGUAAUGGGAAUCAUUCACAACUCCCUAUGGCCGAACGGGCAUGA
Molecule: messenger RNA, 1083 nt
Organism: Penicillium chermesinum
Lineage: Eukaryota; Fungi; Ascomycota; Eurotiomycetes; Eurotiales; Aspergillaceae
Product: phosphatase PAP2 family protein
Exons: 4
Coding region: 1-1083 (360 amino acids)
Biological process (GO): phospholipid metabolic process
Molecular function (GO): phosphatidate phosphatase activity
Source: RefSeq, a predicted model, not a curated record